AUGGAGGCCAUGUUUGCUCGCCAGUAUGUGUCAGCAAAAUCGACCAUCAAGUUUUCUAUCAGUUCACUCCUGAUUCCAGCGGUUCUCAUCACCUUGUCGUUUGCCUUCACACGACAGCGGAGAAACAUGUUGCUAUCCUGCCUGGGUGGACGACCAGGGCUAGCCUUCCCCAUGGACUCACUGACCCCCUCCAGAAUAUCCUACGCAUGCGCAUUUGGAGCCACAGCCUUCCUCGCCUACGACAUCGUGAUGGAAGGAAGACUCAUCAUCGAUACACCAGUCGACAAGACUGCAAGAUCCUUCGCCGCCAUCCUGUCGGUGCUGGUGUACGGGAUGGUCUUCUUCCCUGUCUUCGCCUGCCUCGCUCUCAGCUCUGUCUUCGGCUUCGUGCUGGGGGCGCUGUACGUGUGGAUGCUGCUGAGUGUACAGAUCUUCAAACUGACUGAGUGCCAGACCACACCUCAAGGGAGAAUACUGCUGGUUCUUCAGAGCCUACCCAUCCUGCUGUGCUUGAUAUACCUCAGUGUGUCCAUCCCUGUCCGGAUCGUAAUUUGUUUCCGGAAGGGUCAGUAUUUCAUUGGAAACACGACUUCGCUAACACAAGAGAACAUCAAGGAAAGCUACGCUGGGCAUCAUGUCACCAAGCUCUUCAGAAAGCCAAGAGUCAAAAAACCUGUUGAAGGGAGAAAGGCAGCAAUGCAAGCUGCAGCUAAGAGACUGGUCUAUCAGUUUGUCUACCACAGGAAGAAAGGUUUCCGUUACCCAGCUCGAAUUCUGUCUGUCAUGUUGUUGGGUGUGAUGGUGGUGUACAUUCUCGCCUUUCAGAUUGUGGCGUUGACAUCAUCGCGGAGCUGGUGGAACUGCAAGAAGUCAUCACAAGCGUCUUCAGUGAGACGGAGAAUGAUGAUGAUGAAGCGAGCGACACAGAACGGACACUAUUCAGCUGCUAUUGUAUCUAGUGGAAGUGUUGUAGCCAUGGUGUUUUGUGUUGUUGCCAUGUUCGUGGCGAUCGCCCUGGCUACAUUCUUUUCCAUCCUCAACGUUCUUCACGCGCUGACCAGCUACAGAAACAAUUUACUUGCACUGUACAAGGGAGAUCACUCCAACAUCCCACCGGCUGAAGCAGGCGGCAACGUCAGUUACUGUGUAAACAGUAUCAAAUAUGGAGGAUUUCAAGUUGGUUACAUUGUAUGGGGGUUCAUCAUUCAAUUUGCUGUCCUGACGCUGAUCUGUUUCCUGCUCGCCAUCGUCGUCUUGUUACUGGAGGGAGGCUACUACCAGUGGAUCCUAGAUCUUUUGCUUAUCUUCUGGCCAGUAAUUCUGGUAACAGUGAUAAUCAUGGUGACACAAAAUCUUCUUGCCAGAUUCGUCUUCUUACAAGGGAGAGGCAUUUACCUGGCACUUGAUAACAGAUUUUGUUUUUUCAUCUUUACCUACUUCAUGUUCUUCUACAAUAUCUUCUUGGGUCUCAUCUCCUGUCUUCUGAGGAUCGUCAAAGCAAUUGUCCUCGGCAUCAUUUUCCUCGGUCGCCUUGACAACAGCACGUUGUCUAGAAAGUUCGAAUUUUUUGAUCCAGGUUUCUCUGCUUACCGGGGCUUCAUGCACAUGGAGUGUGCCCACACUCACCCUGUGGUCAUCGUCUUCGCACGACUGGUCAUUCAAACUUGGGAAGCAAGUAAACAAGGACGAGUCCCGCAGUCCGUCCAUUCUACUGAAGGAGAGAUGGAUGUCAAGGUCAGCUUACUGGACAUAGACACACAGAGUGAAGACGCACCGGCGCCGCAGCAUGAAGGCUCGCUCCAACUGGCAAGUGACGUACACGCUGCUGCACAACCCGGAGCUGCGCGUCACGCGCAAGGGCUUCAUGCAGCUGUUACGUCAGGCGCGCGAGCUGGGCGUACACAUCCCCAUCUCCGACAACCAGGCCAACAUCAACGUCGACAGUCUGGCCGAGCAGAUCCAGCAGGCUAAAGACCUCCCCAAGUCUACUCACAGCAAAAAGGAGAUGGAGGCGAAAAUACAGGUAGACGACAUGAAAUGUGAGAGGGUGUGACAACAACAGGUCUGUCAAUAACAGGCGUCACAACAACAGGUGUCACAACGUGACAACAACAGGUGUGUCAACAAUAGCAUUGACAACAACAGGUGUGACUGAACAAGUGUGACAACACACGAGACCACACACUGAUAUAUUAUAUUAUACUGAUUUCUCCCAGUCAAUGUUUUGAUGGUGUUUUUGUCUCGUCCUAAAUUCAGUGUCGCUUUUAACGGGCGACAAUCAUAUGUAGUUGCUUUCCACACAUGUAUACGAAUGUUGUGUGUUUGUUUCACCUUUCCUAGUGGAGGAGAUACUGUAAAAAUAAACAACAUUAUUGCUGUUAUUACCACCAUUGCUGUCUUAUUAUGAUUAUUAUUAUUAAUUGUGCCUUUGCUCUAUAUAAAAGUGAAAGUAUUUUUGAAGAAUAAGUUUAUACAAGGUUUAUCCUUUUCUCCUCUACUCAUGCAGAAAACUUUGUGAGAAGAUUUCUUGUUCUUUGCAUUUAUUUGAAUGAUGUUUUAAUGUGAAGUUUGUAUCUGCUUUUAUUAUUGAUGUUACUCUUUUGUAACACAGAACAAAAAUGCCUUUUAAUUCUAAUUACUGUAGCAAGUAAAUAGUUGUUUGACUCCUGUGUGCAAGAGCAGAUUCGUGUAAGCUACGUGGCAAGAAAUGUAAUUAUUCACAUUACCAGUCUGGUUAAUUCUGUCCAACAGUUUCACCAUAUGCUCCAUAAUACAUAGCCUGGUAGUUAGGACUUGUUGACUGUUUGUCUGAAGGCAAGGCGAUGAUCUGUGACAUGAUCACUUAUUCCAACAAGUAAACAUCAGGGUGGGGACACUCCGAAUACAAUAGAAUUUUUUUUUAACAAAUAAAAGUCAUUCUCUCUCCUGUCCCUCGGAAGCGAUGGAAGAAUCUGAAUAGUGGUUUGUCACCAUUUUUAAUUGAAGAAAACAAUUCCUCGCUUGUUGUCACCAAUAUUACAAAGGGGUACAACAACCUCGUUAGGGUAAAAGUCUACCUAAAGACAGAUAACAUAGAUGGCCACAGUCAUUCCCUGCAUUUUCUCCAUCUUUGGACAAGGAAAGAGGCUAGAAUAUUCCCUUGAUGCUCUGUGAACAUACAUCCGCGUGUGACAAUAAUAUUUGAGAAUUACUCUAGUGAUUAAAUUACACAGGGAAUCAAGGACUGUCACUUGCACUUACCAUCUUAAAGUUAUUGUCUUGCUUAAAGUGUGUACAUGUUGUCUUAAGAGUUGUUUCGUUUAAGAUCAGGUAUUGCUUUGUUGUUUUACAUUUUUUCUCAGGAAUCGACUUUGUAUUUUAUUGUCUUCCCCUAAUUCAGUAUUGUUUAUAAAAACUUUGAUAUUCGAUG
Pomacea canaliculata is the source of this 3409-nucleotide messenger RNA. RefSeq names its product receptor for retinol uptake stra6-like. Gene Ontology annotation, biological process: vitamin A import into cell. The record is from RefSeq and is a predicted model, not a curated record. Lineage: Eukaryota; Metazoa; Mollusca; Gastropoda; Architaenioglossa; Ampullariidae. Gene Ontology annotation, molecular function: retinol transmembrane transporter activity; signaling receptor activity. Gene Ontology annotation, cellular component: plasma membrane.